AUGGCUAGCGAAACCGCACCCACGCCUGUUGCGUCAAGCGAUGAAAAGAAUUUAGUAGUCUCAUUCCUUCAGUUCAUCCGGCAAAAAGUUGCGCAGAACGAGUGCACUCCGGAUCAAAUUGAAACUUUAGAAGGUUUCUCGUAUUUUUUUUUUCAAAUCAUAUUAAAAACUACCAAUUUUUCGAAUUUAAAUUGAGUAUUUUUACUCAUUUUUUCCAUCUCAUUCGAAAUUCAGUUGCUAUUCAAUGUCUCGAGCACUCGUUCGGUCUUUCUGACGCCAACUAUGCUUUCCAACCGUCUCGCCCUCUUCUAGAAGUUUUCAAAUCUGCAGAAGGGCUUCCUUCGGUUUUUUUUGUUAUUUCUUUCUUGAAUAAUCAAUCAAUCUAAGGGAGAAACCGAGCUUCCGCCUCCUACUGAAGUUGAAAUCUCGCAAGCGAACAAGCUGAAAGAAGAGGUUAAUAAAUCAUACCACAAAAAGUAUGUAUCGCUUGCAGGGUAACGAUUUGAUGAAAAACUCUCAAUUUGAUGCGGCUGUGAACAAGUACAGCGAGGCAAUCAAGCUAAACAGGGAUCCUGUCUAUUUUUGCAAUCGGUAGAGAUUGUCUUUCCUUUUCGAUUUGAAAGUAACGAAAGUUUCAGCGCUGCGGCUUACUGUCGCCUGGAGCAUUAUGAUUUGGCCAUUCAAGACUGCCGCACGGCCUUGGCUCUUGAUUCUUCCUACAGCAAAGCUUGGGGGCGCAUGGGGUAGGUUUUCUUUCUCAAAUUUUUAUUUUCUCUGUUGUUUCAACUCUUUUUUUUGUUGAUACGCGCGCCUCCUAGGUAUCUUCAAAAACGAACACUCAAUAUUUUUCAGUGUGCACCAAAGCUUGCGCCAUUUUGCUCGCUCUAGAUUUUUUUUUUAUCGGCACAAUCAAUUCGAUCAAGUCUCUUAUUAUUUGUUAACUCUUUCAUGGAUUGUGUUUGGGGUGAUUCAUUCAUCUGUAAGGAAAAUAAUAAUUUAAAAAAGAAGAUCAUUGGUUUUUUGAAAAGACGCAGCUCUUUUCACUUCCCUUAUUUUUGUUCGUCUCUUCGUAAAACAAAUUUCAUUUGUAGAUUUGUUUAGAUUGGCUUUCUCGUGUCAAAACCGAUAUGAACAAGCUGUGGAGGCUUACAAAAAGGCAUUGGAGCUUGAGCCCAAUCAGGAAAGUUACAAGAACAACCUGAAAAUCGCUGAAGACAAGGUUAAAGAAAUUGAAACGGCUCGUGGCUCUACAGCUGGCCAGGUGAAGCUCAGCGAGAAAAACUUAUUUUCCAACUAUUUUCCAGGCUAACCCACUGGCAAAUCUUUUCGGAGGCGCUACAGGAGGUGCUCCUGCCGGUUUUCCCAAUAUCGGACAACUGUUCUCCGAUCCUAAUAUGAUGAAUGUCGCGCAACAGAUGCUCAGCGACCCCGGAAUCAACGAUAUGGUUUCUUUUUUCUUUUUUUAGAAGUUGCGAAUGUUUUUUUUUUCAGAUGAACAGCAUCAUGACAGGAGGAGCUGGUGGUAUGUCCGACUUGCUCGCCGCUGGACAAAGAGUUAGUUGAAUUCAGUUGUUAAUUAGUUCUGAUCUUGCGUUUUAUCAACUACAAAACGUCCUCCUUCCAUCGUUCAAUCUGUUCAUUCGUUUUCUUGGUCUCUCUAAAGUAUCUCAUUGUAAUUUUGAAAAAUUAUAGAAAAAGCUGGUUAUGUUGCGGGAUAUUUUUCAAUUGUUAUUCUGGUCCCACUUUUGUCUCUUUGAACUUUGAAAAAUAUUUUUAAAAAAAAUUGGUAAUUGUGUUUCAAAAUAUCCGAUAUGCUUGAAAGAAAAUUAUUUUCGAAACAACUUUUUUAGAUGGCGCAGCAUAUGGCUCAAACGAACCCCGAAAUGAUCGAACAGCUGAGGAGACAGUUUGGCAGCGAUCCCAACGCUGGACCUGGUGAUUUUUCGGUUCAGUUAUUGGAAAUUUCGAAGUAUUUUAGAUGGUCAAAACCCUCCUCCACAGCCUCCUCCGCAAUAA
This is a messenger RNA of Caenorhabditis auriculariae, 2016 nucleotides long. Lineage: Eukaryota; Metazoa; Nematoda; Chromadorea; Rhabditida; Rhabditidae. The record is from the annotation of a GenBank genome assembly.